Messenger RNA from Rotaria sp. Silwood1, 1053 nucleotides. The record is from the annotation of a GenBank genome assembly. NCBI's taxonomy places the organism in Eukaryota, Metazoa, Rotifera, Eurotatoria, Philodinida, Philodinidae.
AUGUCAAACUCAACCAGUGAUUUUACAAUAGCUUUAAUUGAUAAUAUAUCUUCACAGCUUAAUCAUUAUAUAACAUUAUUUGUUUUUAUAUUUGGUAUCAUUGGAAAUUUAUUAAAUAUUAUCGUACUUUCACAACCAAUCUUACGUCGUAAUCCAUGUGUUUUUUAUUUUCUUGGUUCAUCUGCAGCUAGUCUUGGAAUUAUUCUUAUUGGCCUUCCAUCACGUAUGAUUGCUGGAAACGUAUCAUCAGAUCCAACAAAUACUAGUUCUUACUUUUGUAAAUUACGUAUUUUUCUUCUUUAUUCAUUUCGAACAACAUCUACUUGGUUAUUAGUAUUUGCUACUAUAGAUAGAUGGUUUUUAAGCAGUACUAAAAUUCAUAGACGUCGUUUAAGUUCACAUAAAAUUGCUUAUUAUAAUAUUAUUAUUAUUUGUUGUUUAUCAUUUAUUCUUUGGAUUGAAGCAAUUUUCUGUUAUGAUGCUGAUAUUGAUCAAGCACCUAUUAGAUGUUAUGGAAAAUCGAAUAGUUGUCGAAUAUUUAAUGAUAUUGUAUACGCAAGUUCAACGGUUGCUAUACCAUCAUCGCUUAUGUUAAUAUUUGGACUUUUAACUAUUCGUAAUAUUAAUCGAUCACGUCGAACAUCUCGCGUAUUUUUCAGUCCUAUUUCAAGUGUUGGUCAAGGUAGUAGUAAAAGACGAAGAAGAAUUCGACGCACAGAAGUUUCUCUUACUUGUAUGUUACUUCUACAAGUCAUUUCAUUAACACUUUGUUCAGUACCACAAGCAAUACAUCAAUUCUAUUUAACUUUUACAAUUGAUAUGGAUAAAAAUCCAUUACAUAAAGCUAUUGAAAAUUUUAUUGUUAAUUUUAAUUUUUCACUUACAUAUGUUGGAAAUGCAAUUCCUUUUUAUAUUUAUACACUUAAUAGUACUGCAUUUCGUCAAACAUUUAUUCGUCUUAUUCAUUCAACCAUUCGACAAUUGAAAAUAUAUUCAUCUUCAAUUUUGACUCGAUUGAUUGUCUGUCUUUUCAUCAUUUCUUGCCAAAGAUAA